AUGGUGCGUUUUGUUUCAAUUUUAAGUUUAUUCGGCUGCGCGGCGACGCUUGUCACGGCCCAUGAUGACAUGGACAUGGACAUGGAUAUGGACAUGGAUAUGGACAUGAAUAUCGAUACGACAACGUCUCAAUCCAUAGAUGUCUCAUCCACGGCUUCAAUCGUCCCCGUGCCACAUGAACCAAAACAUUUGCAUGGCCUUCCUAUACUGCAAUCGCCCUCGCUUACCCCUGCGGAGAGAUUGUACUGGGAAAACUACAACACCACAACCUACUUUACUACACAGGCUGGGAAUAGGUCUGCCCUUCGCUACCACAUUAUUACGCUGCUCUUGGUUGCAUUUGUGCUCUACCCUGUGUCCCUGGCGCUAAGCGCCGCCCGUUCUAGGUGGUACUUACCCCUGCUGUUUGUUAAUCUAUGCAUUUGUAUUUCGUCCGUAAUGGCAUUGUCCGUGUUCAAAAAUACUUUCCCGGAAGAAGACUGGUAUGCGCAUAAUAUCUAUGGCACCACUUCUGUGCUACUUCUCGUUUUUAUGCUUGUUCACUUCUUCGCUGCGGUGCUUUCUGUCCCCGUCUCAUUAGCAUCGAAAAAGGAGUACCGUCCGGUUGACACCAUCCCUCUGAAUGAUCUUGAAUCUACGCCCGUCAUGGUGAAUAGUGCACGUGGCUCUCCAAGUCCUUCUUCCAACAGAGACACGUUGUUCUCGCUCUCUUCAGACACCACGACCGCCACGGCCACCAAUAAUAAUAAACGGAGACGCGCUGAAGGCGAAGACGAGGGUGAUAACACCUCCAACCACGACACUUUGCGCGACGAAGACUACGAUAAUGAUGACGACGAAAUUGCUUCCAUUGAAGCGCCACCUCUGCUUCCUCAAGACAUACCCGUUUUCCGAAUCUUGUUUACCAACACGAAGUACCAGAUGCUUGCCGCGCACCUCUCGUGCGUCGCCAACGUGGUCUUUCACAUGCUUACCUACCCGCUAUUCAUGUACAUCUUUGUAGACCUAAUCAUCGGCUUCGCUGUAGGUAACUUGCUCGGCAAGGGCAUCCGCAUCUUUAAUCUCUUGGCCCACUGGAUUAAGGGCGGCGUAUUUUUUACUCUGGGCGUUGUCUCUUUAGCAAGAUACUGCGGUUUCGCAGCUAAGUACGGCUGGGCAUGGAACAACAUCAGCUUCACCUCUCAACUCACACAAACGCGUUCCUCCAAUCUUCUUUUCCGGUUUGCUCCUGCGGGGACUUUCACCAUGGAAUUCGUUGAAUCCUUCCUCAUUUUCUUUUACGGGUCCACCAACAUCUUCUUGGAGCACCUGGCAGGAAACGGCGGCGCAUGGACUGCCAAGGAUUUACAGCAUGUGUCGAUCGCGUUUAUGUUCAUAGGAACCGGAUUGUGUGGGCUACUCACGGAGUACAAGCUCAACCAUUGGCGAUUCGAGCAUGCCCGCAAACGGCCACAGACCGAUGUAGUUGCUGCCACACCGGGGUACUCUCCAAACCCGUUCCCCGCUUUCACCAUAUUUUGGACUGGGAUUCUGAUGUCCCAGCACGCACAGUCCUCGCAAUUUUCUACUACCAUUCACACGCAAUGGGGAUACUUGUUGUCCUAUGGGUCCUUCUUCCGUCUGCUAACAUUUUUGAUUCUGUUUUUGGUGCCCAACACCAACAGUGCCGCAUCCAAGCCUUUCACGGAGUUGAUCACCUCGUUCUGUCUCCUCUGUGGUGGUCUGGUAUUUAUGGAGUCCACGGAUCAGUCCAUUGAAGCCAUGGAAUAUAGGGGGUUUACCCCCAUGUUCACUUUCAACCUCAGUGUUGGAUUCGUUUCUUUGUUGAUGGCUUGGGAAAUGAUUUUAUUUAUUUGGAAAGACUGGCUCAUCAAAACCAGGAAAACCAGUCUUUAA
This is a messenger RNA of Saccharomyces cerevisiae S288C, 1896 nucleotides long. It is a transcript of the gene TVS1, whose product is annotated as Tvs1p. The transcript has a single exon. Gene Ontology annotation, cellular component: membrane. Lineage: Eukaryota; Fungi; Ascomycota; Saccharomycetes; Saccharomycetales; Saccharomycetaceae. The record is from RefSeq and is marked reviewed. Bases 1 to 1896 code for a protein of 631 amino acids.